Molecule: messenger RNA, 2479 nt
Organism: Electrophorus electricus (electric eel)
Lineage: Eukaryota; Metazoa; Chordata; Actinopteri; Gymnotiformes; Gymnotidae
Product: ras association domain-containing protein 3-like
Biological process (GO): signal transduction
Cellular component (GO): cytoplasm
Source: RefSeq, a predicted model, not a curated record
CUGGCCCCUGGGUCCAUCAUGUCUACACAGGACCACAGCUUCUAGAUGUGUGUCUGUAAACUGGCCGAGGGAGAGCACCCUCUGCUCCUGCGUCUGCUGGCAGGGCCCAGCCCGGACACGCUGAGCUUCGUGCUGAGAGAGCAGCAGACAGGCGAGGUCAUGUGGGAUGCUUUCUCCAUCCCCGAGCUGCACAACUUCCUGCGCAUCCUGGAUAAGGAGGAGCAGGACCAGGUCCGCGUGAUAACCACGCGCUACAACAUGUACCGGGAGAAGCUGGAGGAGGCGAUCCACGUUGUCAGCAGCCCUGAUUAAUGGCGGCCUGCGUCCGUGGAGGAGAGGGCGAGUGAGAGGGAGAGAAGGCUGACCGCAGGGAUCCUGCCUCACUAGGCACCAUGCCACGGUCAACUCUAGAAAGGGCUGUUGAAACUCUCAACACUGACGCUCAGAGAGCACAUGGGACGCUACACGCUUUCCCCACAAUGCACCCUUAGUGCCAUAUUCUCUCACCUUCUCUUUUUCACCGUGUUUGUGUUAUUUUUUAAAUUGUUAUUUGGUUCUCUUUUUUUGUAGUAUGUUUUCUGUAAUGUUACCUCUUGAACUUGUGAAUGAUGCAAGUCUGAGAAUCUGGUCUUUCUGACUGUUUUAUUUAAUUGGUGGAUGCUAUGGUUUGUACAUAUUUUUGUUCAUUAUUUUUUAUUUAUGUGGGUGAAUCUUUGCUAUUUUUUUUAAUUGAAAGUCUUAUUUUAUUUUGAAGAGGCGUAGCAACAAUCCAAUACAGUAGCUGAAGGACUGGUGGAGUUGCUGGUCACAGAGGGUGAGUUACUGCUCGCUGACAUGACUCCUUUACCAAAGAAUAAACAACAUUUGGCCUUUGAUGUGCAGCUGCAGUCAUGCGACUUCGGCAGGUUGUCGUGCUAGGGCUCCGCUUUAGCUGUUUGUACAAAUCCGAGUUGACAUGGUUUUAAUAAUAGAACUACAGGUUGGGACCUCAGACGCUUGUUGGAUAUUGAGGCUUUGGGAGCAGAAUUUGACCAGGAACACAGAGAAGUUGCAUUAUCAGUGUAAGGAGUAGUGCAUUGGAACAAACGGUCCGGCAGUUGACGGAAGAAUGUGAGAUUCAGGAGGAAUACAGGACAUGCUAAAAUGCAAUUCCAGAUUAAGACAAGAGUUAAAGAAGGAAGAUGGGUUGUGUAGGAAAAGGCCCACAUUGGAGCAUGGGAACGUUGGUUUUUGGGAAAGUUGGUUCAGAAGUUAAUCAGACCCUAACAGUGAGCCACCUAAACACUGUUUAGACCGAAAAGACUUCUGAGUUGAGAGAGCACUAGGAAGUAGGAUACGUUGUCACAGGAGCAGAUAAGAAUGCAGGAAGUUAACAUAUCUGUUCAGAGGAAGUUGAACUGUAUUUAGAGGAAAUAUGAGGCUGGUGUGGGAACAAACCCAGUUGCAGCAAGGACCUGUUUGUUUUGGCAGACCUCUGCUGGCCGCAGUGUGUGACCUGUCUCUUGGUGCCUGUCGUCCAUUUUUGUCUGACCCCUCCAAAUGGUCGUCAUGUCAAACAGCCUCUCAUGAUGGAACCCUCCAGAGAUGAGCAUCAUGUGCAAGGCCUGUGUUGCAGAGAAGGAUGUCAGCUUGGCGUAACUCUGAAAAGGCAGGCACGCGCACACGCACACGGGUGUGUGUGUGGGGCGCUACUUGCUGGAGAACUAUCUGUGCCCUUUGGUCAGGGGCUAGGUGGGGAAACUGGGCUAGCCUGCUCUGCUAGUGGGCCCACAUUUCAUUCUCAGCUGUUGGAGUUCUGAUUGCUUGAUGGUGUAAUUCUGUUUGUUCACGAUAUGAUACACAGUAUCCCAUAUAGCACCACUGAGUAUGUAGUUUCCAGUUCAGUUCAAGGCAGAGCUGGCUAUCAUAUUUGUCCUCCUGAUGCUGGUAAAUAUACAGUAAAUAUGUAAUUAUUUUAUGCAGAAUUCAACAGAAAUGUGUCUUAAGAACAGACAAUCUGUCAGCGGGCUAUGCUACUGUCAAGGUUAACAUUUACACCAUGUUAAAGUAUGUUAAAUGAUACUUGUGUAUCAGUGUUUUUUUUUUUUUUUUUGUUUUGUUUUUUUUAAAUACAUAUACAUAUUUUAUUUUAAUAUGUUUUAGUGCAUGUUUUUUUUCUUCUGAUGGGUACUGCAUAAAUGUGUUGCAAUGUCCAUUGACGCGUUGACGCAUACUUAUGUGGUGAUGUGGGGACAUCUUGUGGUCACUUGCUGUAAUAGCGUCUUUAAUUUGCCGUCCUAUAGCUCAUUUGUGUCCAGUUGUUUUGGAUUUUUUAAAAUUUUUUUUUUUAGUGUUAAAAGGUCUGACUGCUUUUUCUUUGUUUGUAGUUUUAUUUGUUUCCUGUAUAACCAAAGAUAUAAUGUAAAAAUGCAUAAUUUAAAUGUGCCUGGUGUAAUCGGUUUAUACAAUACACAACAUAGCUUUUCAAGAAAAAAAAUCA